Gopherus evgoodei (Goodes thornscrub tortoise) is the source of this 654-nucleotide messenger RNA. Its product is annotated as histone H2A type 2-C. The record is from RefSeq and is a predicted model, not a curated record. The transcript has a single exon. Gene Ontology annotation, molecular function: structural constituent of chromatin; protein heterodimerization activity; DNA binding. NCBI's taxonomy places the organism in Eukaryota, Metazoa, Chordata, Testudines, Testudinidae. Gene Ontology annotation, cellular component: nucleosome. The coding region runs from base 6 to 395 and encodes 129 amino acids.
UGAAUAUGUCAGGCCGAGGCAAGCAGGGGGGUAAAGCGAGAGCCAAGGCAAAGUCUCGCUCCUCGCGGGCUGGGCUGCAGUUCCCGGUGGGCCGUGUGCACCGGCUGCUCCGCAAAGGUAAUUACGCUGAGCGGGUGGGGGCUGGAGCUCCGGUCUAUAUGGCCGCGGUGCUGGAGUAUCUGACCGCUGAGAUUCUCGAGUUAGCUGGCAACGCUGCUCGGGACAACAAGAAAACCAGGAUCAUCCCCCGUCACUUGCAGCUCGCCAUCCGUAACGAUGAGGAGCUCAAUAAGUUGCUGGGGAAAGUGACGAUCGCUCAGGGGGGUGUCCUGCCCAACAUCCAGGCCGUGCUGCUGCCCAAGAAAACUGAGAGCCAUAAGGCAAAGAGCAAGUGAAGGUAAUCGGGAAGAAGCAAAAAUCUUCAGUCCAAAAGGAACCCAAAGGCUCUUUUCAGAGCCACCCACAAAAUCAAAAAAGGGCUUGAUUAUCUGUAACAAUCACACUUUUAAAACAAUCCUAUUUUUCCUUCUUGGGAAUAAAGGAAUUGGAGUUACAGUAACUGGAAUAUAGGUAUCUGAAAGUAAACUUUUACGCAUUCUGCACAAGGCUGUAUUCCUAGAAACAAGACACUGAAUCCCUCCUAUAUGUGUUCGU